AUGGCUAUCCCCGAUACUCCCCAAGCGGCCAGCGCUAGUCCCGCCACUCCUCGCCGUUUACUACUCAUCUCGGUGCCCCGCACCGCUUCCAAUCUUCUGUUGAAGAUCUUAAACAUUCACAAUCAACCCCAGUUUCACACCAGCCCAAAGGGCGGGUACUUCUUCUAUCCCGCAUUCGUAUCUGCGGCCCAAAACGGCCAUUUGGCCAAAUCACCGGAGCAAUGGUCACAAGAGGAUAAGCAAUCCGUGAAGAAGGGUUUCCAGGGAUGUCUGGAUGCUCUCGAAGAUGAGUCUUCGGUGGCGCAGAAGGACAACAAGGCCAUGUUUGCCAAGGAACAUGCAUUCUGGUUCUUUAACCCGGCUGCCCUUCAUAAGAUGAGGACUGGUUAUGAGGACCCCGAGUUUUUCAAAGAGCUCCGGUCGGAUAUGCCCGAGGCCUACGGCCCGAGCAGUUGGUCUCCGGCCAACGAGACCAUCUUGUCAGAUGAGUAUAUGCAGUCCUGGCAAUAUGCUUUCAUUAUUCGCCACCCAGCUCUUUCCUGGCCAUCGAUGUACCGCGCGAUGUUGAAGAUCGCCAAGGAAGGGUACAUGGAUGAGGACGGGAUCAAGGGCUCGUCCUUGACGAACAUGACCAUGCACUGGUCUCGUAUGUUGUACGACUGGUGCCUGGAGCAGCCGGAUAUUUCGGUUGCACCACCUGUGGUAGAUGCUCACGAUCUCAUCCACAGCCCAGAGAUCGUGUACAAACUUUGCGAGCAGACCGGCCUUGACAAGAGUGCUCUGCAAUUUGAGUGGGAUGGCAAGGAUGAGCAGAAGAAGUCCGAUAUUUGGGCUUCUCCCGAGUCUGAUGCUGACCAAAAGCAGCGUGAUUUGCAUCGCCGUGCUGCCUCGAUCAUGCUCUCGACCUUGGAAGACUCUAAGGGUAUCGUCAAGGACAAGGCACCCGUAAACAUCGACAUUGACGCUGAAGCGGCCAAGUGGAAGGUCGAGUUUGGCGAGGAGAUUGCUCAGAUGAUCGAGAAAGCCGUGAGGGAUUCCAUGCCUGACUAUGAGUACCUCAGGGCUCGUCGAAUCACUGUGUAA
Penicillium waksmanii is the source of this 1083-nucleotide messenger RNA. RefSeq lists its product as uncharacterized. The transcript has a single exon. Lineage: Eukaryota; Fungi; Ascomycota; Eurotiomycetes; Eurotiales; Aspergillaceae. The record is from RefSeq and is a predicted model, not a curated record. The coding region runs from base 1 to 1083 and encodes 360 amino acids.